UUCAAAUUCCCGAUAUUACCUCAAUGUUGCAUUAUUUGACAGUCAACCGUCCUUGGCUAAUGGCUACCCAGCUGGUCGGGGCUUGCACAAUAACAACUACGAAGCAUUUCCACCUUAGCAUUUUGCAGUUUGUCGGUCACGGCAGGGGCUUGGCAUAAGAUUGAGCCAAUGUCCCUUAGUUCUGCUGACCAGGGUGGUCUUACUCAGGCCGCCCCAUCCACCGAAGACAAGGACCAGUCGAACUGUCCCGAUGAAGUUGUGACUGCAGAGAACACACAUGUGGACCAGGGACUGCCGGCAGGAGAUGAAGCCUCUCCCGGUUCGACUUCAUCCUUUGAGAUGCUCGAUAUGGAGCCUGUCCCACCUCCUUAUCAAAAAGUGCAGCCUCACUGGUUCUUCUACAAACAGGGCGAUGACAAUGUGCUUUGGCUCCCUUUUAGCAGGGAAGACUCAGACAAAUUAGAGAAUGCCGACAAUGCAAGAGGCAACAAUGAGGAGGUGGUGGUGGCCGUGGAGGGCGAGCGUUAUGAUGUGCAUGUCAAGGAGAGGAAGUGCUAUGCCGUGUACUGGGAACAAAAACCUAUUGAGGUUCGCCGCUGCACGUGGUUCUCCAAAGGAGAUAAAGACAUGAGGUUCACGCCAUACUCUGAAGACUUCAGCAACAGUCUGGAGGACGCUUACAUGAUCGCGGUUACUUUAGACGAGUGGAAAAGGAAGCUGGAUUUUCCCACGGGAGAGACAGUCAUUUUACACAAUCCCAAGCUGAUGAUGCAUUAUCAGCCAAUAGGAUUGCAGGAAGACUGGAUCUCCUCGCCAUCUGAGAACACCCGUCCUAGAACAGUCAAACGUGGCAUUAACAACAUCCCUGUAGAAAUUCCUGAUGGUGAACCCGAAAAGGUGGACCACCUUGUGUUUAUGGUCCAUGGUAUCGGUCCUGCAUGUGACCUGCGUUUCAGAUCAAUCAUACAGUGUGUGAACGACUUCCGAAGUGUGUCACUGUCCUUGUUGGCUUCUCAUUAUAAGAAUGCUCAGCUCGAGGGCAAGGUUGGCAAAGUCGAGUUCCUCCCAGUGAACUGGCACAGCGCAUUACAUGGAGGUGCCACUGGUGUGGAUGAGGAUAUCCAUCGGAUCACUCUGCCUAGCAUCAGCAGACUGAGACAUUUCACCAAUGACACGCUGCUAGACUUGUUUUUUUACAAUAGUCCCACCUACUGCCAGACCAUAGUGGACACAGUCGUCUCAGAGAUCAACAGACUGCACACUCUCUUCAAACAGAGACACCCCAAGUUCAAGGGGGAAAUUUCCGUCGUGGGUCAUAGCCUCGGUUCAUUGAUCCUGUUUGACUUGCUAACCAACCAGCUAAAUGGUUCAAAAGAAUCUGCAAAAGAGGAGGUGCUGUCUGAUGACCCAUGUCAUCAGGACCAUGAUACACUAGAGCAGACUCUCACCCGACUGGGACUACAGCAAUACUCAACAAUAUUGAAGGCAGAAAACCUGGAUCUGGAAUCACUGGCUCUUUGCCAGGAAAAAGAUCUCAAAGAUAUUGGAAUUCCACUUGGACCCCGGAAGAAGAUCCUGAAAUAUGUCAAGAGAAAAUACUUUUCAGAGGAUUCCAAAACAGGACGCCUGGCACAAAUGCGACAAGGUUCCCUCUGCUGUGAGGACAAUGGUAACCAGUCUCCGGAAUCGGCAGUGGGAAAGGGCCAGUUCCUCAGAACACAGUCCAUCACCAGCGCUGUAGAUUAUGAAUAUUUCAACAUGGGCAUCGGACAGACCAGUGGAGGCAUAGCCAAGGGACAGGUAUCUGUUGAUUAUCCACAGUUGGCGUUCCAGCCUCAGACCUUUUUUGCGUUUGGAUCCCCGAUUGGCAUGUUCCUAACAGUCCGUGGACUUAAACGAAUUGACCUCAACUACAGCUUCCCAACCUGCAAGAGCUUUUAUAACAUCUACCACCCGUUUGAUCCUGUAGCUUACCGGAUUGAACCCAUGAUUAUUUCAGAAGCUGAGUUUGAGCCCAUGCUCAUUCCACACCACAAAGGCCGCAAGAGGAUGCACUUGGAACUGAAGGACAGCUUGGCCCGCAUGAGCAUAGAUUUGAAAAAUAAUCUAUUGGGAUCGAUAAGGACAGCUUGGAAGUCAUUUUCCAGACCGUCUGUUGCUGCACUGCCCCCAAUAGAUGAAGGGGUAACUACAACAGAUGGAAAACUUCAGGAAACGCAAGCGUUGGCUCCAGUUUGCGCCUCUGCUCAGAGGGAAGAACAAAGAGGUGACUUUUGGACUAAAAUAUUGGAGUGGCCCAGGGCCCUUCAUAGGCAUUACUUCCAAGGUGAGAACGAGGAUGUGGAAUCGUCAAGCUCAGCAGAGCAGCCGCAGCAGGCAGAGCACGCAGAAAUAAAAAUGGGAAUGUUGAAUGGAGGGCGACGGAUCGACUAUGUGCUUCAGGAAAAACCCAUCGAGAGCUUCAACGAAUAUUUGUUUGCCAUUCAGUCUCACCUUUGCUAUUGGGAAUCCGAGGAUACCGCUCUGUUGCUGCUGAAGGAGAUUUACGACAAACUGGAUGUGACAUUAGAAUAGAUUUAACCGUAAAUUGAUUUUGCGUAAUAAAAUCCACUUCAGGGACCUGAGAGUUUGUUCAAGAAGGACACUUAACAGAUAUCUUCCUCGAGAAUGCCUUCUGGUCAGGUGAUCUCUGGUUAGAGAUGUCAGUUAAAUUUUCAGUCACCGCCCAAGUGGUGUUGGUGUCCAACUCUUAUCAUGCUAUGUGUUGCACUUUUUUUGUGCGUUUCCUUACCUCCUUGCACUUGGAUUGCUAUCAGCAUAUCUCACACACAACCGUAACUAGAUAUUGUGGACGGUUUUACAUUAUGACCAAGAGAUCAUUUAAAAAAAAAAAAAAAGAACGUGUUGAAACAUUCAAACACAAUUUAUAAUAGAAAGUGUUCAAGGGAACGCUCCUUCGUAUUAUUUUGUUUUGGUUGACUGAAUUAUUAUUUUUGUAUAGUCAGCAAAGUGAAGUGUUUGCUGUGUUCCAAAAUUUGCUUGCUGCCCAUCCAAAGAAACCAAAAGCUGCUGCUGCUGCUACGAUGUAUAAUUUUGGAAAAUUUUUAUUCUUUUACUUAGCAAUCAAUCCUUAAUCUAUCCAUUUCAAAUUUUUGCUCUUAAGAUAUAAUACUGUCGACUAUCAAGAUGGGAAGAUGUUUGCACAGCUCGAUUUGAUCAUGUGAAGGACCAAAUUCUGCACUCUUGUGUAUCAAGCAAGGGAUUAUACACCAUUAAGAGUUUGCCUUGAUAUCUCAUGUACAGUAGUUCUGCUAUGUUUGAUUAUCUCAACAUUCGACUGCAGUUUAUGCAGGUAUGUGCUGAAGUAGCAUAGUUGCCAUUUUGUCAUAUUCAGAGCUUAAUCAAAACCUAAAAACAAUCUAAGGUAACUCAAGUUUGUAUUCAUAUUCAGCAGUCCUUGUUCACCUUCUCGCAACUAAAUUGUUUACUAGACUCUGACGUUUUUAACUAGUUAAAGGUGUAUCUCAAGCAUGUGCAUCUGACAUUUACACUCUCCAAAGAAGCACUGAACAUGUUUUUUGUUUUAUCGUAUACUUGACAUCUCUGCUUUUGCAAUGCACCCUUGACAAGUAUGUUGAUGCGCACAAUAGUGACUCUUUAUACCUAUUUUGUGUGCCAUAAUAAAACAAUGGCUUCUAUUCCA
Molecule: messenger RNA, 3703 nt
Organism: Syngnathus acus (greater pipefish)
Lineage: Eukaryota; Metazoa; Chordata; Actinopteri; Syngnathiformes; Syngnathidae
Gene: ddhd2
Product: DDHD domain containing 2
Exons: 20
Coding region: 169-2574 (801 amino acids)
Cellular component (GO): COPII-coated ER to Golgi transport vesicle
Molecular function (GO): triacylglycerol lipase activity; protein binding; metal ion binding
Source: RefSeq, a predicted model, not a curated record